Messenger RNA from Toxoplasma gondii ME49, 1194 nucleotides. Its product is annotated as dihydrodipicolinate synthase. The transcript is spliced from 2 exons. The coding region runs from base 172 to 1194 and encodes 340 amino acids. The record is from RefSeq and is a predicted model, not a curated record. Gene Ontology annotation, cellular component: cytosol. Gene Ontology annotation, molecular function: 4-hydroxy-tetrahydrodipicolinate synthase activity. NCBI's taxonomy places the organism in Eukaryota, Apicomplexa, Conoidasida, Eucoccidiorida, Sarcocystidae.
ACUAAACUUGUGCGAUCCAACUCUGUAUUCAUUUUUCAUUCAUUGUCUGGUCCUUGCAAAUGCGUAUGCGCGGCGCUUUCUCUCUUACAUCAUUUCAAAACAAACCAUCCAAAACAUCCUGUUCAUGUCUCACUUUUGUCCUGCCUGCUCCACGCUGAAAAAACAGUCAGGAUGACAUCCUGCCGGCCAGAGUACAAGAAAGAGAUGUCGACGCUGCAAGGGUCGCUUGUGGCUCUCGUGACUCCAAUGAAGGCGGAACCUCCACACGAACUGGAUGUUGAGGCCCUGAAGAGAUUGGUCGAAUGGCAUAUCGGUGAGGGGACAGAUGCCAUUGUGGCGACGGGUACGACUGGCGAAUCCCCGACCUUGACAUGUAGAGAAUGGGAGACAGUUGUCAGCAUCUGCGUUGGUGUUGCAGCCGGACGUGUGGCUGUGAUAGCAGGCACAGGCACAAACUGCACAGCAACUUCUGUUGAAAAGACAAAAAGAGCUCAGGAAUUAGGUGCAGAUGCAGCCCUUGUUGUAACACCUUAUUACAACAAGCCUACACAAGCAGCUCUAGUUGAGCACUACCGUACAAUUGCGGCUGCCGUACCUGACUUCCCAAUCAUCACCUACAAUGUGCCAGGCCGGACAGCGUGUGAUCUACUGCCGGAGACGAUCGCGAAAAUUGCAACGGAAGCGCAAAACGUCAUUGGAAACAAAGAAGCAUCAGGGAACUUCGAGAGAUUCAAAGCCCAGAGGAAACUCCUCGGCCCUGCCUUCAGGAUUUUCAGUGGAGAAGACUGCCAGAGCUGCGAAGCCAUGCUCGCGGGAGCGUGUGACGGAGUAAUCAGCGUCACAAGCAAUAUAGUGCCGCGACAGAUGCAUUACAUGUGCCAGUUGGCUCUCAGAGGAGAUCGAGAAAAGGCCAAACAAAUUGAUGGCCAACUCAUGGGUCUCCACAAGAACCUCUUCUGCGAGCCGAACCCAACGGCGUCAAAGUGGCUUCUAGCGGAACUCGGAAGGAUUCCGCCGGGUAUUCGCCUUCCCUUACUUCCUCUUUCAGCAUGUUAUCACGACACAGUCAGAAAUGCCCUCAAGGAGGCACAAAAUGCUCAGGUGCCCGUUGAGCGUGUAUGCGUUCUUAGAAAGGAGCAACCGGACUUGGGUGCGUUGCGUCAUGUACCUGUGUCAGAUGAGAACAACGCAUGA